GAGACACUCACUUAGAUGGGCUGCUGCACCCUGUUUAUUGACGUCUUUUCCUUCUGUUUAGGCAAAGGAGGUAAAAACAGACGACGAGGUAAGAAUGAGAAUGAAUCGGAAAAAAGGGAAUUGGUGUUCAAGGAAGAUGGACAAGAGUAUGCUCAGGUGAUCAAGAUGUUAGGAAAUGGAAGAUUGGAGGCAUUAUGUUUUGAUGGUGUAAAGAGGUUAUGUCAUAUCAGAGGAAAGUUGAGAAAAAAGGUUUGGAUAAAUACAUCUGACAUCAUAUUGGUUGGUUUGAGAGACUACCAGGAUAACAAGGCUGAUGUCAUUCUAAAAUAUAAUGCAGAUGAAGCCAGAAGUCUGAAGGCAUACGGAGAACUUCCAGAGCAUGCUAAAAUCAAUGAAACAGACACAUUUGGUCCUGGUGAUGAUGAUGAAAUCCAGUUUGAUGAUAUUGGAGAUGAUGAUGAAGAUAUUGAUGAUAUCUAAAUUGGGCUAAGAGGUUUACAUUCCAACUUUUUUCCUCCAAGGAUUGUUCUACAUUGAUAUUUUGAUUUUUGGGUAAAGUCCCUUUCUUUUAAGAAGACUGAAACGUAUCAAUAAUGAGUGUAGUUUGUUACAUCAAAUGGAUUUAUUUUCAAUGUUUGUUUUAAAGUAUUUAUAUUUCUUUAGAAAUGGAUAAUGCUGGAUUAUCAUAAAGGUUAAAUAAAAUGCCACAACUGCAGGCUCUUUGAAAAAUAAGAGCUUGUUCCUCUGGGUGUAAGAAAGACACAGUUACAUCUGCUGUAAAGGUCUUGCCUCUUCUGCUUUCAUCACUACAUUUCCAGUUAAACCUGAAUUUUGAAAUAAAAAUUGUUUACCCUGUAAUUAUGGAUUUUGAUUAAAUACCCAGCUCAGAUUAGUGUCUAGGCAUAUUAUGCAGUGUCUGGUCAUAUACCCCUUGCCUUGAAGCUACCUUGAAAAGACUUUGAUAAUAUAAAAGAAAGGCAGAAAUCUGCAUUUAAAUCCAUAAUGUAUGGAUCUGCUUUUCAUGUUUUACUAGCAUGCUGCUAUUUUUAUACUGAUUUUUUGAUAAUUCAGCACUCAUUAUUUCAAAGAUGUAAAUUUGCCACAACGUGGGGAGGAAUAAAUGUAAAAAGCAAGCAGCAUCUCAAAUUUGCAGUUGUUUAAAACUGUCACAUUUUAAUCACUCUUCUGUAUUUGUAAGUACAGUAGUUACACCGUAGUUGCAGAAGCUAAACACUGGGUGACAUUCGAUUUUAGCAGUGAUUAUAUUGAUACAAAAUAUUAACAGUUUAACAGCUAAUGGAGGGGUUUUUUUGUAUUGAAACAUACAUAAAAUACUUUUUCCUUGACCCAGAUAAAUGCCACACGUCCUUGGUUUGUUAAACAUUAUAUAUAUAAUAUUUUUACAUUAUAAAAAGGUUAUGUUAAAAGUAAAGUUUUAUUUUGAUCUUAAGUUCCAUACAUUGUAAGGUGUGGAUCACAUUAAAGUGUGUAAACAUUGAAUAACUGAAUAUAAAUUGAAAAAUUAAAAUCUUUUUAUCCAGAACUAAUGAGACAAACUAGUGGAAAGCUUAUCUCCAGCUUCUGAAUGGAGGAGUUACAGCUAAGAAGUUGAAUAAAGACUAACAUCAUCAUGCAAAUAUUUUCAUGUAGUAGCCUUAGUUUGUGUCUCUUUAAUUAUGUAUUUUGAAUUUGACAUUUCUGAAGACAAGAUAACAUGGAGAAUUUAACUCUUUAUUUUGUGCCAUAUAAAUUUGAUUCUUGACACUUGUAUUCAUUAUACAGUCUAUUAGGUUGAUGUAAAGUGACUAUCGCAAUAGAGAAAACAAGCUUAAAACAUGAA
This is a messenger RNA of Alligator sinensis (Chinese alligator), 1840 nucleotides long. RefSeq names its product eukaryotic translation initiation factor 1A, Y-chromosomal. Gene Ontology annotation, biological process: translational initiation. Gene Ontology annotation, cellular component: cytoplasm. Gene Ontology annotation, molecular function: translation initiation factor activity; RNA binding. The record is from RefSeq and is a predicted model, not a curated record. Bases 16 to 480 code for a protein of 154 amino acids. NCBI's taxonomy places the organism in Eukaryota, Metazoa, Chordata, Crocodylia, Alligatoridae. The transcript is spliced from 6 exons.